AGGUGCUACCCAAAACUCAAUUAAAGUGGCCCAGUGGAUGCUUCAAAUCCCUGGGGCAACCAGUUACGUGGGAUCCAUUGGAAAGGACAAGUACGGAGAGGCAAUGAAGAAGGAUGCUACAGCAGCUGGUGUCAAUGUCCACUAUUACGAAGAUGAGUCAACACCUACCGGAACUUGCGGUGUCUGUGUUAUGUGUCCAUUGGAAAACAAGGCUCACUGAUCUUUCUCCCCGAAUAGUAUGUCUUUAAUACGAAAGAUCCUGACAUGCUCAAAUAUCUGACAGGUGUUCACGAUGAACCAACCUUUCUGCUCCAUUCAUCUGUGAAUUCUUCAAAGACGUUCAGGAUAAGUGUCUACCGUACAUGGACUAUGUUUUUGGCAAUGAGACCGAGGCAAGAACCUUCUCCAGGGUUCACGGUUGGGAGCCAAUCCUCUCUGUUUCUGGAUGUCCAAUCAUCUGCGACGUUCCCGUCCAGUCGAUGAUAACGGUGGAGAAGCGACCGGAGGCGACAAAGGAAUCUGAUAACUGAGAUUUCGAGCAAGUCUCGACGACGUUAGGGGAAUUUUGGUUUCUUUGGUUAAUGGCUGUGAAGAAGGCCAGCGAGAUGUUUCCGAAGAGCUUGAUCGAGGAUGUUCACAAAUGGGGCUGCAUGAAGCAGACCGGUGUGAGCCUCCGAUACAUGAUGGAGUUUGGUUCCGAACCCACCGAGCGAAACCUUUUGAUUUCGGCUCAGUUUCUUCACAAGGAGCUUCCGAUUCGUGUCGCCAGGAGAGCGAUCGAACUCGAGACCCUCCCUUACGGCCUCUCUGAGAAACCUGCCGUCCUCAAGGUAAGGGAUUGGUAUGUGGAAUCAUUCAGAGACAUGAGAGCGUUUCCUGAUAUCAAGGAUACGGCUGAUGAGAAAGAGUUCACUCAGAUGAUUAAGGCUGUCAAAGUAAGGCACAACAACGUGGUUCCCAUGAUGGCUCUGGGCGUUAAUCAGCUGAAGAAAGGAAUGAACUCCAGGAUUGUCUACGAAAAUCUUGAUGAGAUUCAUCAGUUUCUUGAUCGCUUCUACUUGUCCCGAAUAGGGAUCCGUAUGCUUAUUGGGCAGCAUGUUGAGUUGCAUAAUCCAAAUCCGCCACUUCAUACUGUGGGUUACAUACACACCAAGAUGUCUCCCAUGGAGGUAGCAAGGAAUGCCAGUGAAGAUGCUCGAUCAAUUUGUUUCCGAGAGUAUGGCUCUGCUCCAGAAAUAAACAUCUACGGGGAUCCCAGUUUCACAUUCCCGUAUGUUCCAACCCAUUUGCACCUUAUGGUAUUUGAGUUAGUCAAGAACUCUCUACGUGCUGUCCAAGAGCGAUAUGUUGACUCUGAUAGAGUUGCACCACCAAUCCGCAUCAUAGUUGCUGAUGGAAUCGAAGAUGUUACAAUAAAGGUCUCAGAUGAAGGUGGAGGUAUACCAAGAAGCGGUCUCCCCAAGAUAUUCACUUAUCUCUACAGCACCGCAAGAAACCCGCUUGAGGAAGAUGUCGAUUUAGGAACAGCUGAUGUUCCCCUGACUAUGGCUGGUUAUGGUUAUGGUCUGCCAAUUAGUCGCUUGUAUGCUCGAUAUUUUGGUGGAGAUUUGCAGAUCAUAUCCAUGGAAGGAUAUGGGACUGAUGCUUACUUGCACUUGUCUCGCCUUGGAGAUUCACAAGAGCCUUUGCCCUGAGAGAACCUCCAAGUCAGGCUAUGCUAUUUAGUUUUUUUUUUUUUUAUUGUACAGACAUUAUUUCUCCAUUUAUGCUUUCUUGAUUCUAAACUCAGAUAUGGAGAUUUUGAAGUGAUUUAAUCUCCUCUGAUUUGAUUUCAAUACCUUGUACUCGGUGCAAUCUCUUGUAUCCGAAAGUAUGCAAAACGUUGUUGGUCUAUAUAGUAUGUAUUGAUAAAACAGUUAUGGUCCUAGAUUUGGAUCGGUUAUUUGA
This is a messenger RNA of Eutrema salsugineum, 1947 nucleotides long. Its product is annotated as pyruvate dehydrogenase (acetyl-transferring) kinase, mitochondrial. Gene Ontology annotation, biological process: regulation of glucose metabolic process; protein phosphorylation. Gene Ontology annotation, cellular component: mitochondrion. Bases 582 to 1694 code for a protein of 370 amino acids. The transcript is spliced from 10 exons. Gene Ontology annotation, molecular function: pyruvate dehydrogenase (acetyl-transferring) kinase activity. The record is from RefSeq and is a predicted model, not a curated record. Lineage: Eukaryota; Viridiplantae; Streptophyta; Magnoliopsida; Brassicales; Brassicaceae.